Messenger RNA from Hippocampus comes (tiger tail seahorse), 2243 nucleotides. RefSeq names its product ectonucleoside triphosphate diphosphohydrolase 2. The transcript is spliced from 9 exons. Gene Ontology annotation, biological process: nucleoside diphosphate catabolic process. The record is from RefSeq and is a predicted model, not a curated record. Gene Ontology annotation, molecular function: GDP phosphatase activity; UDP phosphatase activity; ribonucleoside triphosphate phosphatase activity. Lineage: Eukaryota; Metazoa; Chordata; Actinopteri; Syngnathiformes; Syngnathidae. Gene Ontology annotation, cellular component: plasma membrane. The coding region runs from base 536 to 2050 and encodes 504 amino acids.
GCUGUAAAACUGCACCAAGACCAGUUUAGUCGUCUGCGGAAAACUUCACUUCCUAGGUUAAGGUUCCAUUCAAAAGAGGAUGCUAUUUGCAAGCCAGUUGAGGGGCUGCACCCAUUGACAUGCAAAUACAAGACAAAAACAACAAGCAGCCCUGCAGUUCCUCAGUCCAGUCACCUACAAUGUGGAUCCCUGCCAGCCCGAGACAUCCAUUGUUUUCAUCCCUUGAGUGACUUAACUGUGCGCUUUGGGCUCUCAGACCAAGAAAACGUGGAUUUGCGACUUGAUCCAAGCAACAAAUGAGCACGAGGCUUCGCUUCACACAUCAACUGGGGCUCCAAGUCCAAACAUUGCUCCUUGGGCAGAACGAGUAGCCUUGGAGCUUCGACGUGGGGAGGAUCGUAAGUCCAACAAUGCUAAAUGUUGCUUUCUGCAGUGGGAUGUAAACAGGGCGAGCAGGAGUUAGAGCGACUUAUCCAACUCGAGGCGCUCACAUAGCGCAUUACAGUCAUCCGGCGAUCCUCGUUUUGCCUCGGUCAUGGCUCAGUGUGCGGCUCAUCCUGCCGUCCUCUUCAUUCUGCUGGUGCUCGGUCUGGCCGCAGUCCUGCUUCUCACUGUGCCGAGCGAAGACAUCCCCGUGGCGCCCGGCUUUAUGUAUGGAAUCGUUUUGGAUGCCGGAUCCUCACACACAUCCUUAUUUGUAUAUAAGUGGCCGGCAGACAAGCAAAAUGGCACCGGUGUGGUCACCCAACACAGUGAAUGCCAUGCAACGGGUGGUGGGAUCUCCAGCUAUGCGGGCCAACAGGGAGUGGUCGGGCAGAGCUUGGAGGUGUGUCUCGAUCAGGCAGUGCACGACGUCCCUGCACACAGACACAAGGUCACACCCGUGUACUUGGGGGCCACAGCUGGCAUGCGGCUUCUGCGCAUUUCCAGUCCACAGCAUUCAGCUCAAAUUCUGCAAGAAGUUGGCCGUAAAAUCCAGUCAUACCCUUUCAGCUACCAGGGGGCCACCAUUCUGUCCGGUCAAGAGGAGGGAGCAUACGGUUGGGUCACUGUCAACUACCUCUUAGAGAAUUUCAUCAAGUAUGGCUUUGUAGGGCAGUGGCUCAGCUCGGAGAGGCCCACAGUCGGGGCCCUCGAUUUCGGCGGUGCAUCCACCCAGAUAACAUUUGUGACUCAAGAGCAAGUGGAGGAUGAGAAGGACAUGAUGAAGCUACGUCUGUAUGGUCAGGAGUAUUCUCUGUACACACACAGCUUCCUAUGCUACGGACAGGAUCAGGUCCUCAAGAGGCUGCUGGCCCACAUUGUCAAGUCUCAGGGUCAUUCAGUAUCAAUCACUCACCCAUGCCAUCCUACAGAUUCUUCCGUAAAAAUACAUCUGGACAGCAUAUUCAACUCUCCAUGUACAGCCAAGUACAAACCGAGCACCUAUGAAGUGCAAGGCUCUUUGCUCAUACACGGCAGCGGACAAUAUGAGCAAUGUGUGGGCAAUGUUUCCGAGAUCUUCUCCUUCGACAGCUGCCCCUUCUCUCACUGCUCCUUCGAUAACGUCUUUCAGCCCAACGUGACCGGCAGCUUUAUGGCAUUUUCGGCCUUUUUCUACAUUCACGCCUUCCUGCGGCGCAUCACUGGCAUCACAGUGAGCACUCCCGCACAAAUGGAGGAAGCUGCUCAAACAGUGUGCAAGAUGAGUUUUGCUCAGAUGCUGGCUCUUGCUCCAGACCAAGCGUCUCGCCUGAGGGAUUAUUGUGCCUCGUCCGUGUUUGUCAAGGUUCUCCUUCUCAAAGGAUACCGCUUUGAUGAAAAGUCAUUCUCACGCAUUUCUUUCAAGAAGAAGGCUGGCGAUGCCUCCGUUGGGUGGGCUCUGGGCUACAUGUUGAGUCUGAGUAAUUUGCUGCCAUCAGAAAAAGUUCGAACAUGGAAGGCAUUGGCACCGGGAAUAUGGGAAAGCCUUACAGUUCUUUUUGUGCUGCUCUCGGUUACCGUCUUGGUCUUCAUCGCACUUCGAGCCCGUGAGUGGAAAAAGAGAGGACUCAGUGACCGAGCUCUCUAGACUUUCAAUGACACGCGGUACAGUCAGAAAGCAAGUAGACUGUGGUACAGUUUGCACGGUAUCACCCUGGAUUUAAAUCUGAACAUGAUUUUACAGGACCUCAAACUUGCUUGCAAAGUGACUUCUGAUGUCUCACACCGCAAACAUUUGACUGUAAUUUUGUAUACAUAAAGCCUCUGGUGGACCAAACACA